GCCAAACCCACUGUCAGCCCAGAAUCUUUGGACCGCCCCAUGAUCUGCAUGUGGCUUGGUUUGUCACUUUAAAGUAACUGCCAUAUCACCUUGCAAUCCCACUUGUCAAGUUCACAGAUCAAAGAGCCCUUGCAUUGGCAUACCAUGGCAGCAGAAAAUUCGCCUCACACACUCUUAUCCAUCUUGACAGCUGAACCGUGGAGAUACGAUGAUGAGAAAUGCUUUAUUGAAUUCCGCCCUGAUGGCACAGGCCAGAUAUGGAUGGCGUUCGAAUACACGCCUUACCUAGGUGCGGAUAUCCGAUGGAAGUGCCAAGACCCCGAGUCCCUAAGCAGAAUCAUCGAUAUUCCCAAGACUCGAGGCCUACAGCACCUAGCCCAAUUCAACAUCAACAUGACAAUUGAAAAACAACCAAUUCCGAUUUUCUACUCCGCUGGCCAGCACAAAUUCCACCCCGAGAGAUCCCUCACAGAACCUGCCUUCCAGCCCAAAAAUUUCACUAUCCACCUGGAAAAGGGAAUCUUCCCAGCACCUAUCUGCAUGAUGAAUCCAAAGGAUGAUCUGCAUGCGCGCAAAUAUGCUCUUCGAUUGGUUUUUGAUCAUUCGCCAUACCCUCCGCCUGAGGAAUGGACUGAUGAAAGUAAUCAUUCAGCAUCUGGAGCGAGAGUCUGGGAAUGGACAACACUUGCAAGUCGGGAUUUGGGGCCUUAUCAUACUCCAUGGUUGGAAAGCUGUAUUGUUAUGUAGUGUAUAGCCACUAGUUUUGCACUUGAUGAUAUAAUCAAUCCAAUUUUUACACUUACAGCACCA
Molecule: messenger RNA, 810 nt
Organism: Aspergillus glaucus CBS 516.65
Lineage: Eukaryota; Fungi; Ascomycota; Eurotiomycetes; Eurotiales; Aspergillaceae
Exons: 2
Coding region: 145-747 (200 amino acids)
Source: RefSeq, a predicted model, not a curated record